UGGCGUCAGUCAGGCUGGGAGCGCUAAGCGCCGCACUGACGGUGCGGGGCUUGGGAUUGAUGUCACUGGAGGGCUGCGCGUCUUCUGGCUCUUUGCCGGGCGCUGGGUCUGCUCUUGUGUCACGGUCGGCGUGCGGCGGCUCCCGCAGCACCAUGGCUUGGAUGUUCAUGAGAGAUUCUGCCUGGAAAUACUUACAAUCUGCCCAUCAUGGAGGAGAUAGGAACUAUUCCCAUUAUACCUCUCGUGAUUUUUAUUCUCAGUUUGGGUUAGAAGACUUUCUAUGUACAGAUGACAUUCCUGGGACAGAUGAAGAUAUGGAUUCAGCUGUCUUAUUUGGAACCUUGCGAGGAAAUGUGGUUGGAUUACGUUAUUACACAGGGGUUGUUAACAAUAAUGAAAUGGUUGCACUUCAGAGAGAGCCCAAUAACCUCUAUGAUAAAAAUGCAGUAAAAGUAAAUAAUGUGAAUGGAAACCAGGUAGGCCACAUCAAAAAAGAACUUGCAGCACCCUUGGCGUACAUCAUGGACAACAAGCUAGCAAUAGUUGAAGGGGUUGUCCCUUAUGGAGCACAGAAUGCCUUUACUAUGCCUGUGCAAAUGAGUUUUUGGGGAAAAGAAGAAAAUAAGCAACCUGUUCUAGAUAAAUUGAAAAUGCAUGGAUUUAAAUUGGCUCCUCCUUCAAAAAGUUCAGAAUUUGGUUUUGGAUCAAGCUGGGUUUCUGGGAGAGCUGGACCAAGCUAUAGUGCUCCAGGACAUGCUGCUAUGCAGAUGACAACAGAACAGCUUAAAAGUGAGUUUGACAAAUUGUUUGAAGAUCUGAAAGAAGAUGAUAAAACUCAUGAAAUGGAAGGAGCAGAGGCUGUUGGAACACCAUUACUCCCACACCAAAAGCAGGCUUUAGCUUGGAUGGUUUCACGUGAGAACAGUAAGGAGUUGCCACUGUUUUGGGAAGAGAAAAAUAAUUUCUACUAUAAUACACUUACAAACUUCGCUGAAAAAGAACGACCAGAAAAUGUACUUGGAGGAAUAUUGGCUGAUGAUAUGGGAUUGGGUAAAACACUUGCAACAAUUGCAUUGAUUCUUACCAACUUUCAUGAUGGCAAACCUCUUUCUGUUGAAAAGAUUAAAAGCGAUCAGUUGCAUAAGGAAUCUGUUGUCACUGGUGUGAAAAAUGAAGGACAUAAACUUUUGAAAGAGACCAGCUGUAAUGUGGAGCCCAGUAUUUCUAAUGUAAAGGAGAAGAGUGAAACUGUUCAGUCACAAUGUUCUAGUUCCCAACCAAAAAGAGCUAAAGCUGAGAAACCCAAAUAUACAGUAAGCAGUGACUCAGAAGAAUCUGAAGAGUGGCUACCACAACAAACAAGAAGCAAAUGUGAAAAAGAUCUCCCAGCAACCAGAAAGAGAAGUAAAACAGCUUCUUGCGUUAUUCAAGAAGACACAGGCUUUGCGUCUGCUCUUGCAUCUCCAUCCGCUCCAUUAAAAAAGAAAGCAAAGAAAAAAGGUACUGCAAUUGUACAGUCUGUUAAGAAAAAUGGUUCUGAAGAGGGUCCCAGAACAACACUGAUCAUCUGUCCGCUCUCUGUCCUAAGCAACUGGAUUGACCAGUUUGAACAACAUAUCAGAUCAGAUGUUCGCUUGAAUAUAUAUGUUUAUUAUGGUCCUGACCGCAGCAAAGACCCAGCAUUUAUUUCAAAACAAGACAUAGUACUAACAACCUACAACAUUUUAGCCAGCGAUUAUGGAAGCAGAGGUGAUAGUCUGUUACACAGAUUAAAGUGGCUGAGAGUGGUGUUGGAUGAGGGGCACACUAUUCGAAACCCAAAUGCUCAGCAAACUAAAGCUGCAUUAAAUCUGGAGGCACAGAGAAGAUGGAUACUGACAGGCACUCCUAUCCAGAAUUCCUUAAAGGAUUUGUGGUCUCUUCUCUCCUUUUUAAAACUGAAACCUUUUACUGAUAGAGAGUGGUGGCACAGAACAAUCCAGCGCCCUGUCAUGCUGGGAGACCAAGGGGGACUGAGGCGUUUACAGUCCCUAAUUAAAAACAUCACCCUUAGGAGAACGAAAACAAGCAAAAUUAAAGGAAAGCCUGUUUUGGAGUUACCAGAACGUAAGGUAUUUAUUCAGCAUGUUACGCUUACAGAGGAAGAGAGAAAAAUCUAUCAGUCUGUGAAGAACGAAGGCCAAGCUGCUAUUAGCAGGUAUUUUAAUGAAGGAACUGUUCUGGCACAUUAUGCAGAUGUCCUUGGUGUCUUGCUCAGAUUGAGGCAGCUGUGUUGUCAUCCUCAUCUUUGCACAAAUACAUCGUCUUCCAGUUGUCAAAUAGGUUAUAGUACUCCUGAAGAAUUACGUGAGAAGUUAGUAAAUAAAAUGAAGUUGGUUCUCAGCUCUGGCUCAGAUGAAGAAUGUGCAAUUUGCUUGGAUUCUCUGAACCUUCCUGUGAUAACACACUGCGCACAUGUGUUUUGUAAACCAUGCAUUUGUGAAGUCAUCCAAAGUGAACAGCCAAAUGCCAAAUGUCCUCUUUGUAGGAACGAACUUCGAGUAGAACAUUUGGUAGAAUGUCCUCUGGAGGAGUCGGAUUCUAGCCUUGAGAAGAAGGGUGAUCGGGAAUGGAUAUCCAGUUCAAAAAUCAGUGCUCUAAUGCAUGCUUUGAUAGACCUAAGGAAGCAGAAUCCAGCUGUAAAGUGUCUGAUUGUUUCUCAGUUCACCACUUUCCUGUCUCUAAUAGAAACUCCACUGAAAGAAUCAGGGUUUGUGUUUACUUGUUUGAAUGGGUCCAUGCCACAGAAGAAGAGAGUACAAGCAAUUCAGAGUUUCCAAGACAGCCAAAAAGGGUCCCCGACCAUAAUGCUGCUAUCCCUAAAAGCUGGUGGAGUUGGUUUAAAUCUGACAGCUGCUUCACGAGUGUUUUUAAUGGAUCCUGCUUGGAAUCCUGCUGCAGAAGACCAGUGUUUUGACAGAUGUCACAGACUUGGCCAGAAGCAAGAUGUUGUUAUCACUAAGUUCAUUGUGAAGAACUCAGUGGAAGAAAAUAUGCUGAAAAUCCAGAACAAGAAGAGGGAACUUGCAGCAGGAGCCUUUGCAUCCAAAAAGCUUACUGCUAGUGAAGUAAAACAAACCAAGAUCAAUGAAAUUAAGACUCUGAUUGAUUUAUAAUUUUGUAAGAGGAUAGGUCAAUCAUUCUUUCUGAAUGAAGGAUAUAGUACUACUGUUGAUGUGGCAUUAGUUUUUAUGUGCACACACUCCAUGUGUGUUUAUAAUUAUGCUGUUAGUAUGUAGACUGUGAAAUCAGCUGACAGGGAUAAAAAUUGGUUUGCCUAUUUAAAUGUUAAUUAAAAAAUUCUUUAAAUAUUUUUAUACUCAUUAAACUUAUAAAAAGUCAUAUUUCAAACUUACAGCAUUUCUGCAUACAAGUAGUUUAUUUGAGAAGUGGACCAAAAAAAAUUCAAAACAGAAUGAUAUAACUGUGCAUUCUUAUUUGUAAGUUUCUGACCUAUUUCUAGAAUGAAAAUGCAAAUUGUAUUUUUCUGGCACUGAAAAUAUGACCAUCUGCCCCCCAAAAAUGGAAACAUUAAAAAAUGUAAAUAAAAUGCAGACUAGAACAUAAAACUUUCUUUUAACCAAUCAGGUGUUGUUCAUUGUGUUUCAGGACAAAUAGUUAAUAGUAAUUGCAAAACUAAAAAUGUGGUAACUCUUUUUGAAGACUGAUAUUUAAUUAUGGAUUUGUUUUCUGUCAGUCUGUAUAGGUAGGUCUAAAAUAUUUUAUAAGUAAAACAUAGAGGAAGACACUUUUGUGUAUAAUGUACAGUUGCAACAGGGAAUGAAUGCUCCUCAAGAAUCCAGGAUUUUAUCAGUGAACUAUUUUAACUGUAAAUGUAAAAUACUUACAUUUAAUGUUUUCCUUCUGUUAAACAAUUCCAUUUAAGUGUAUAAAAAUUGUAAUUCUAUAUGAAUUUUUUUUUUGAUAUGUGGGAAAGAACACGUAAAUUCUGGUUUUAGCAUUAGUACUAUUACAUGUAACCAAUCUAUGUGUUUGGAUUUUGGAAUAUGUCACUAUAUGUAGUUUUGCUGUAUGCAAUAUACAAGUAUGUUUUUUUGUAACCCCACUUGGACAUUGGAAAAUAACUAAUUUCCUUUUUUAA
Molecule: messenger RNA, 4141 nt
Organism: Caretta caretta (loggerhead turtle)
Lineage: Eukaryota; Metazoa; Chordata; Testudines; Cheloniidae
Gene: HLTF
Product: helicase like transcription factor
Biological process (GO): DNA repair
Cellular component (GO): nucleus
Molecular function (GO): ATP binding; hydrolase activity, acting on acid anhydrides, in phosphorus-containing anhydrides; zinc ion binding
Source: RefSeq, a predicted model, not a curated record